AUGACACCUAACUCCCUUCCUUCAGAAACAUCAGCCCAAACACCUAGCUCAUGUCCUUCAGAAACACCACCCCCCAUGACUGCUACAUCUUUCACAGCACCCCUUCCCAAUUCUUCACCUUCUCCAGUCGAGGAUGAGAACAAUACCAAUCCCUUCAUUCCUGAUUCCAGUACGUCUGGGCCUUCUCCUUUUGAGGACAACAACAAUCCCCUUCCUGCUGAAUUUACUCACACCUCCUCAAUUACAGAUGUCUUGUUGGAUCCUGUACUUUGUGUGCUUGACAAUUCUUUUACUGCGCCUGUUGAGCAUCUUCCAAGUCAACCUGAUAGCCCCCCCUCCAGUCAGCCUCAACCUCAUACUACUACCUCAUUUACUCCAACUAAUCAAGAUUCCCUGAUCCCAAUGAUAAAUAGUAGUCAUAAGCAACCUGUUAAUGACACUGCACCAUCCAAGGGACAAUGCCCAAAGUGUGCCCGCAAGCUCACCAAAAAGGCACAACAGCUGUGCAGCAUGGGCUCUGACUCACGUGAGAGCAACAAAGGACAGCGGAAAGCAAAAGGUGGACAGCGCGCAAAAUAG
This is a messenger RNA of Suillus subalutaceus, 579 nucleotides long. RefSeq lists its product as uncharacterized. The record is from RefSeq and is a predicted model, not a curated record. The transcript is spliced from 2 exons. Lineage: Eukaryota; Fungi; Basidiomycota; Agaricomycetes; Boletales; Suillaceae. The coding region runs from base 1 to 579 and encodes 192 amino acids.